Molecule: messenger RNA, 503 nt
Organism: Rhipicephalus sanguineus (brown dog tick)
Lineage: Eukaryota; Metazoa; Arthropoda; Arachnida; Ixodida; Ixodidae
Product: nose resistant to fluoxetine protein 6-like
Exons: 5
Coding region: 20-475 (151 amino acids)
Source: RefSeq, a predicted model, not a curated record
UAACUUCAAAAGUCACUUAAUGAACCCCAGCACGCCAACGUUUCGUUUAGGGUUGUGUGUGCUGAAUGACUGCACUGAAGCGGAGCUCCAAGAACUCAUUAAUGCGGUGGUCCCUCAAGAAGUAAUCCUCCGGGUUCACAACUGCGUCACUGGCGAAUUUGAGCCUCUCAGCAGAACACAGAUCAUCAUCACGUCAGUUUUGGGCACCAUUGCCGGCUUGAUUGUUCUCGGAACACUGAUCGAUGUACUGACAUCGAGGACGAAAGCGAAGCGAUCGAAGUGCGUAGCCUUGCUAAUCGAGACGUUCAAGGCCUUCUCCCUGGUGUCCAACACAAGAAUGUUGCUGAGUGUCGCAAAGGAUAAAGGCUCUGACUCAUACGGCUACCGCUUCCUGCAUGGCGUUCGCUUCCUCAGCAUCGCCUGGGUUGUUGUCGGCCACUGCUACGGCUCUCCGUCUGACACAUGGUGUUUCUAAACGUGCUCGACUCCCAAACGAGCACAAU